UAUGGAAAUAUUUAUUCCACAUACCAUCUCCUCGUUUGACGUCCACGUUAAGGCGUGGAAGCAUUGAACUAAGACAGCGCCACCAGGUGUGCGAGAAUGAGCCUGUUAGGACACUCAAAAGGUGUUGACCUGCCUGCCCUGCAGGAGCACCUCCAAGGCCUGUGGAACAGGAAAGAGCUGCAGGAGCUGCAUCAGUUUUUAGCAGCCAGUUUCUCACAUAUGCAGGAGCCCUUGACUGGACUGCUGGACUUGUUGGAGGGCUGUGUUACCAUCCAAAAGGUCAAAUCUACCAGCCUGAGCCAAUUCAUCCUUACUGAGUUCAUGCGCUGGAAGACCAAUAAUCCCAAAGCCAUUCUGAAGGGCCUGAGUGAGAAAGAAAAGCUGCGUUUACAGCAGCGAGCCCUGGAGCUCCUCACAGACACUCAGUCCGGGUACAUGGACCCCCUGCUGGAGGUCUACCAGCUGAGCUCACUGGAGAAACCUCUGCUGCUGAAACACGUGACCUUCCUACAGGACUGCUGCUGCUGCUACAAAGAGGCAUUGGUGUUCAGUGUGAAGGUGGAACUUCAGAAAGAUCUGGACAUGGAGAAGAUGUGUGUGCCACUCAUUCUUCUGGACAAGCUGCCGCUGGUGGAGAUGUAUGUGCAUGGACACCCUGACUUGCAGCAGAGGCUGGUCUCACUGCUGGACUCAUGGUGUGAUCCAGACUUCAACAUCCAGCAGCUGCUCAGUCAUUACCCGCAGCUGGUUCUAUCCAAACACCAGACAGACCAGAUUCAGCCCAAAUUGCUCAGCAAACAUGUCUUCAGGCUCAUGGAAAAAUUCUGCAUCGACCCAGGUCUGUGCUCUAAUUCAGUCUACAAGAGGAAGCUGGAUUCACUAAGGUUUCUCAUGUACAAAACUUUUGGUGAGAAAACCAUGUCAGAAGACAAUUGGAGAGACCAUGUUCAGACUAUGGUUGCGGGUAAUACAGAGCUGCAGAUUCAGUUGGUGCAGCUGUUGGUGAAACACUGUAGCCUCAAGACUGCUGCCCAAUGGGCGGCACAUUACCAUGUACCCAGACACAGACUGCCCAUUGGGGUAUGGGACAUAAUUCAGAGCCUCUCGCCCAAGCAGCUAGAGAUGUGUGCUGUGAGUGUCCAACCUGAGUCCUGGACACCUCCCCAGUCUUAUCUGCAAAAAUACUACCAACUGCCUCUGGCCAGAGAAGACGUCCACUUUGUAGAGACAUUAGAUGAACUUGAGCAGUGCAGACAGGCUGUUUUAAAGCCUGGCUGUGUGGUGGGAUUAGACAUGGAAUGGAGGGCCAGUUUUGGGACUGUGUCCGCUCAAUUUGUGGCUCUGAUCCAGCUGGCCAUACAGAGACAGGUGUUUCUGUUGGAUUUGUGUGCACACAGCAUCAGCCACCACAACACCACAGUGAACUUCAUCAGAGCUCUGCUGUCAGACAACAAUAUCCUUAAACUGGGUUAUGGGAUGUCUGGAGACUCAAGCAGUCUGGUCAGAACAUGGCCUGAGCUCAGAGAGGAGCCUCUGAAGAUGGAGGGAGUUCUGGACCUGCUCCAUGUUCAUCAGGAGCUUCAGCGGUGUUGGUCGGGCAGGAGAGUGUCUCGGUCAGUGAAGGUGAGUGAAGGUCCGGCGGAGAAGGGUCUCAGUCUGCUGGUGCAGCAGGUGCUGGGGAAACCACUGAACAAAACUGAGCAGCUCUCCAACUGGGAACGUCGGCCACUCCGUAUCAGCCAACUCCGCUAUGCAGCCGCUGAUGCGUACUGCCUGCUGGACAUCUACUUCGCCCUUUCCCAGGACCAGAGGGCCUAUGGGCUGCCAGAGGACCUCCGCUCCAUCCCCUCUGCCCAACAGGCCAAAAGCCGUGAGGAGAAGAAGCCCAAAGACAAGAGCAGGCAGUCGAAAAGAAGAGAGGCCCGGCAGAAGGUGAAUGAGCCCCGCUCCAGGGAGGAUGAGUGUGUUAAGGUAAAUUCAGAGUACCACGGGCCCCCCAUCACCCCACGGGAGCUGCGGGUCGUCUGUGAUAACAUGCUGCAGGGUUUAGGUUGUUUCCUACGCAGUCUGGGGGUGGACGUCAGGAUGCUGGAAAACACGGAUGACCAUAAAGUAGCAGCAGAGCUGGCCUGUGCUGAAGGUCGCUUCAUUCUCACUGCAGGUCAGCCCUACCAAACAUUAAGGUCACAUUUGGGAGAGAGCCGCUGUCUGACUCUGGACUGCUCAGAAAAGGCACGUGACCAGGCUGUGCACGUUCUCAGACACUUUAACGUCCACUUCACCCCUGCGGACAUCUUCAGUCGAUGCCAGAAAUUCUCCAUUUUGUUCCACAUAACAACAUGAGGACAUAAGAGUUGUGAGGCAGGAAGGAAGCUCCAGCAGAUAGACACUUAUCCUGUGAAUCAUUGGCUUGAGGUGCCACUACGGAAUUCGCUAGAACAAGAGGAGGAGGCACAGCAUCUCUUCUGUGUUUUAGGCAUUUCCUCUCACAUAAGUGAUGAUCGGAAUUUGGACAAUGGAUUUGGAUAAGGAAAUAACCAAUUAAUGGAGGGAUGCAGAAAAUAUAGAUAUGGCUCAAUGCAAGCCUAUGGGAUUUUUCAGUUGUUCUAUCAUCCAACAGGCUCAAAUGCAAAGUCUGAUUACUAAGAAAAGUAAAACCGCACCUCUUCUCAACAAGCCGCACGAUUUGAGGUAUCAUUCAUGUGCAUGGUGCAAAAGGUCUGGAAUGAGUUAUGCACUGAAGUUUAAUACUUACUGUAGUUUAAUACUAUGAGCAGUCAUAGUGAUGUUAUAAGGUGAAGGGGAUAAAUAAAAAGUGGAAUGGGUAGCUGAGAAAGAAGGCUGACUGCAAGAGAGGACAGGAGGAGAGAUAUAGGGAGAGAUUACAUGUAGAAAAACAAAGGCAGAGACAGACUACGGUGUGUGACAGAGAGAGAUGGAGGCAGAUAGCUGCCUGACUCAUUCCUGCUGUAAUAUCUUAUCUGCAUUGGAACUGCACCUCCAGCACCACCGCAGGUCUACAUGUAUUUAUUACUCGUGAUUUUAAAAAUCAGGUGUACAAUUGGCACUAUAAAAAGCAUUAUUUAUACGUGCAUAGACAUAAAUACUGACAUACAUGUAUGCAUAAAGAUUAGCUAUGCAUGAAAGGGUCUAUGCAGAUUUCUUAGGAUUUCUUAGAAUUAGUUAUUAAACUAAUAGUUCACACAAAUAAGAAUGUGUUUCUUUUACGUGGUUUUUUGUAUGUAUAGCGGCAGAUUCCUACUAAAAUGAACACUAGAGGCAGUACAACAACGACUCUUAUUCCCUUUCACACAAACGGCAGAUUUUCAGUUCAUAAACACACAUUUUUGGCCCUGUUCCUCACAAUGAUAUCUAAUGACAUCUAAACAAUUUUACUAUAGUGCAUGAUUUGUAAAGCAGUAGUUUUUUAACAUUUGCUUUGUAUGCUUGUUUGUGCACGAUCAAAUUGCGCAUUAGCUCAACAGAUAGAGCGUUGCGCUUGCACUGCAAAGGACCGGAGUUUGCUUCCUGAAGAGCACACGUGAACCGAAAGUGUCAUAGGAGAACCCAAAAUGACAUGGUUGCUUUUGCAUAUGCUUUCUAUGACACUAUUGGUUAGGUUUAGGGAUUUAAGGUUUAGGGUAGGGAGGUAGGUUUUGUUGAUUUUAAAUUGAAAAGUGCAUUAAAGGUGCUGUAAGUGAUUUUUACAUGGAAAGGUAAGCUAAAAAUGUUCCUACUCCCUGAAAGAUAUUAAUGAAAUAAGUGUUGUGAGAUAUCUCAGCGGUCUCUGUGACAGCACUAGACUCUGUAAACAGAAAAAAAAAUGUGUCCGUGGUCCGCAGACAGUGAUGCUUUCUGCCUGUCAAUCAUUUUGCGCAUUCUCAUAGUAUUGUAGUUGCAGCGAAUUAUUGAGGCAUAAUGUCAUUUUUAUGCCAUAUUGUUCAUAAAAGUUGUCAGUUGAGGGUGCAAUUUUGCAGCUGUUGUUUUUAACAAACAUUUCUACUCUCAAUAAAGCUUAUUUUGGUAUCAUUGGCGUUCAGGGUUUUGGAAAGAGGGGGCGUGGCUAAUUCAACUGCUCAGUCUUGUGGAAGUAGAACGGCUGAAAUCGCUUACAGCAGCUUUAAGGGGUCAUUUGCAUCUGACCGCCUCCUUAACAACACAUCAAUGCCUACUUUACCUUAUCACUUCCGUAGCCUGCCCAGUAGCGGUGAGCAGUGAGAUGGCAAAGAAAGAGCAGGUCAAUCAAGAGCAGAGGGCCAAUCAUAACAGUGUGCAUUUACUUUCAAGUCUUAAAGGAGAAGCAGCACCAAAACCGAGCGUUUCUUACAGAGGGUCAGAAUGAGUGUGGAAAAUGAUCAUGUUUUACAAAUAUAUGACGGUUUUUUGUACAAAAAACAUUACUAAUACUGUAGGUGAACCUCAAGGAACAUAUUAAAAUAAUAAUAAAAAGCAUGUCAUGACCCCUUUAAAGACAUCUUCUGUUAGGGAGAACAUUUAACUCGCUUUUAGCGCCACUCCAUGGACAUUUUAACGUAGAACUGCCGCAAUACAUGUAGAAGGAGCCAUUUAAUGUCAUUUUGCAAAAAUGUCACCAGUCACGUAAUUUUCAUGAGAUCAGACACAGAAAGAAAGUCAAAUAGGUCUGAAAUGACACUAGGGUGAGUAAAUGGUGGAAUUUUAAUUUGUUGGGUGAUCAGUUUCUUUAAUAAUGCAUUGUACAGCCUAUUGUUGAUGUUGUAACUGUUAAUCCAAGGUAUCCAAACAACUCGGUGACUACACCAUUCUGCACACAUCAUUUGCAACACACCUCAUACCACUCAUUAGACUUUCUACCACACCAAGUUCACACCUCCAGCCACAAAGGAAUGGAAACACUGCCGAUACAGAAUUGCAGACAUGGCUCGUUUAAGCUCAGCACGGGAGGUGGUUUCCACAAAUGUGUCAGCGUUUCGGCCAUCUACCUACUGUGUGGGUGGCCACCGGCUCCCAUCCUGAUCUGUGGCAUUUCACCAUUUGUUGCCCGAGGUCUCAUCCACCUCCAUGUUUGCUGUCUUUGUGCUUUCCUGAACAAAAUGUAACAGAUUGAUCAUGAGAGUUUCAAUGAACCCACAGAAUACAAUCUCCCUGGGACCCUAAGGGGUAGCUGUUUGUAAUGCCUCAUCAGAAGUGUCUGUCACAUUUGUAGUUUAUCAUGUAAAUAUUGUCGUAAUUAAGCAGUACUUCAAUGUGAAUAGUAUAGUGCUAUAUAUUUCAUAUAUUUUGUGUGGAUAUUAAAUUGAAUGUGUUGUAUAUUUCUUUGUGCAGGUUUUGCAUGGUUAUGGAAAAAAAAUAUCAGUGUUUUAAAAUAAUAAAACCCUAAAAGUAAUGCAAAUAUAGUUCAAAUACAUUUUUCUAGUUAUGCUCUGCUCUGAAAAAUUUCAUUGGCUAGAUAUUGCUUUUGUGCUAUUGUCAUAGUGAUGUCCAAUUUUUUAGCAGAUUGUAUUUUUGUUUUGUUUUUUUGAGUCCGUUAUUUUCAAUGAAUCAGUCAAAGCAGAUUCAUAAGCAAAUCAGUGUACUUAAAAAUAAUUUUUAAAAAUAAUUUUGAGUCAAUCACAAGUCAUGAAAAUGUGCAAACCCUGUUUGCUGUGUCUACAUUUCGCACAGAUCAGGAACAGAAUAAGUUCAAGUCCUUUCAAAAGUUGUCGACAAAAUGUGCAGGUACCCAGCCACUUUUAAACCAGUCUAAUCUGGUCUCCAAGCUUGGUCAAUAUUUAGUAAUAAUUUCAGUGGCUAGGUAUUUCUCUUGUUUUUGAGCAGAUUGUUCUUUUGAGUCUAUUCUUUUCCAUAACCAAGUUUCCAUCCACUUUUUGCACUGUUCUGCUCUCGACAAAGUGGAAGUGCGUAAAAAAAAAAGUGCUGUCUCCUGCUUAUUUCCAUUCAAAUGGCCUUUUUCCAAUAAAACGGUGUGCGUGAUGACGUCAUUCUUACACUUUGUUGCAUAAGUUUUGAUUUAGUGCAAAAGAACUCUGCUAUUGACACGUUUCCAUACAGAAUUUUGUGUAUAUCACAAAUUGUGUACCUUUCGCGUCCCAGAUGUCCCCACAUUUGUGUAAAAUGGAAAGAGUAUUAAGGUAAUUUAUUGAAAUUGGCCAGCUUACUGUCAUUUUAGUUUCACAUAAUUGCAAUCGUAAGAAACAUCAGAUGACGACGUGGAAAUGGAGAAGUAUGCUUGUUUGUAUCUGGGAUUAUUAGAAGAAAUUGAUUGGAAUAUCUGGCAAAAUACAAUAGAACAGGUGACAUUAUAGCGAGCCUGUAAUGCUAUAUUAAGGAUAAGGGCACUGAUUUUUAAAUUUUAUUUAUUUAUUUUUAAAGAGUAGCACUUAUAUAUACUUGACUAAUUCUUUGCUUUUUUGAGUAUUUAAGCAUUUUUCUUGUAUUAUAAACAUUUUUUUUUUACACUUUUUUUCAGACAUGGUCUUUGAUAAUCCCAUGUUUUUGAAAUGUGUCAUAGUAAAACCAUGGUAUUUUUUGAAGUAUCUUUGAGUACUAAGACAGUAUCAUGAAAUAUGAAUAUAAUCAUUCAGUCAAGAAUACCAUGGUAUUGUUCUGAUAGUGAUUUAGUCUGUUAGUUUAAACAAAAACCUAACUGGCUUUGCCUGAAUCAGAAAGCUCCUUCAGUUAAUGGCAGUAUUCUAUAAAAGACAUAUUCAAUUUCUAUCACUGAAAACGACGCUACCGCUCCCAUUAUAAUUAAUAAAUCUGUCCACACUGCAGGUGUGCCAUGUGAUUUCAGAAAUAUCAGUCGAGGAUUAAUCUGUUGAUGAACUUACAACACAAUA
Molecule: messenger RNA, 6818 nt
Organism: Myxocyprinus asiaticus (Chinese sucker)
Lineage: Eukaryota; Metazoa; Chordata; Actinopteri; Cypriniformes; Catostomidae
Product: exonuclease mut-7 homolog
Exons: 20
Coding region: 97-2343 (748 amino acids)
Biological process (GO): nucleobase-containing compound metabolic process
Molecular function (GO): nucleic acid binding; 3'-5' exonuclease activity
Source: RefSeq, a predicted model, not a curated record